Molecule: messenger RNA, 1644 nt
Organism: Anopheles bellator
Lineage: Eukaryota; Metazoa; Arthropoda; Insecta; Diptera; Culicidae
Product: plasma serine protease inhibitor
Exons: 6
Coding region: 16-1644 (542 amino acids)
Molecular function (GO): serine-type endopeptidase inhibitor activity
Source: RefSeq, a predicted model, not a curated record
AGCCUGCUGAAGGGGAUGGGAGAGGCCAGCGGUAACCACGUGUUUUCGCCGAUCGGCUUCUCCUCGAUACUGGCCAUGAUCAGCGAGGGAGCCGAGGGCCAAACGCUCAAGGAGCUGUACGAUGUGUUUAAGUUUCCCACCGAUCGAGACCUGGUUCGUAAGGCGUACGACGAUUCGCUGAAGCGGCUCAGUGGACAAAAUCCUACCAACGAGCCGCAGUUCAAGACGUGGUUCUACGUCUACCGGAACAACUCCGUCCACCAGGCGUACAAGGAGGUUCUGGAGCGCAACUAUGGCGUCGAGGUGCGCGAUAUCGAGCGGAAUGACUACAACUUCGACGAACCGAAGACCUCGCUCGAGCCGAUCGUCGCCGAAACGCCCGUCGCGGAAGAAGAGGAAGAGAUCCAGGAGGAGAGCAACAAUCCGUCCGGUCUGGGCGGUAAUCGGGUCGUGGAAGCGAGCGGUGGCAGCAACAACAGCAAGGACAUCGUUGACUUCGAGGUGCUCAAGAUUAAGUCGGUCUUCCCGCCGACGGAUGACACCGUGCGGAUAGAUACGGGCAUCAGCACCAAGUACGACGAGGUUGAGGACGAGAACCCAAAGUUCGACAAGAACGUCGAUGAGAACGAGUACGUCGAUCCGACAAAGAUCAAGGCCGAGUUGGCGAAGAAGAAAAUGGAAGCGCUGAACGAAAUAAUUGAGCAGGGUGGCGACAGUGUGAAAACGAAGGUUGGUUGUGGUUCGGCCGAACCGACCAAAGAUCAGAGACCAGAAAAAUUGUCCCUCCCACUGAAGAAGCUUGGCGUGGAUAGCGAUGAGCAGGAAAGCUUGUCGCUGUCCGGUAGUCAUGGAACGCGUAGGAAGUUCAAUAUCCGCAGAUCGUUCCUGACGGGCGACAUUGCUUCAGCGUUGAGCGGAAACUCGUUGGUCGGGCGAAAGGUGACGCAGAACGAAGACGAAGAGCAAACUAACGAGUCCAAAAUGUUACUCUUUAACGGGCUGUACUAUAGAGGUGCCUGGGCGACACCGUUCCAGCAACUGCGAACGGAGGAGAGCACGUUCUUCACCAACACGGACCAAAAGCCGGUGAUGAUGAUGCGAUCCCAAGGAACCUUCGGUAUUGGAAAGGACGAACAGUUGGACGCCAAGUUCAUCGAGCUACCAUACAAUAACUCUCGCUACUCGCUCCUGCUGAUGGUUCCGAACACCAAAGACGGACUGAAGGAGUUGAUCAAAAACUUCAACCCCGAUACGCUCAGUACGGUGCAAAAGUCGCUCGUCAAGAUGCCGGCACACAUCUGCAUUCCCAAGUUCCGCGUCGACACCACUAGCCGGGCGGAGAAACCGCUGGCGAAGCUCGGACUGAUCACCAUGUUCACGUCGAAGGCAGACCUAAGCGGUAUCACCGACGAGCAGAAGAUCCACGUCGAUGAGCUGGUUCAGCACGUCUCGAUCCGCGUCGAUGAAGGAUCCAGCAGUGAGAACGCGCUGUCGGCCACGAACGCCGUCGAAUCCAAAACGAUCGCCGACGACGAACGGGAGCACUUUAUGGCCGACAAACCGUUCCUUUUCUUCGUGCGUGACGUCGUGGACGAUAUUGUGAUCGUUGCCGGCAAGAUCACCGACAUACCGUACGUGGAGUGA